Molecule: messenger RNA, 1138 nt
Organism: Monascus purpureus
Lineage: Eukaryota; Fungi; Ascomycota; Eurotiomycetes; Eurotiales; Aspergillaceae
Source: the annotation of a GenBank genome assembly
UAGUACUGCUACUACUCCUCCUAUGACGUGGAUGUCGCCCCUUGUGGCCGCUGCUUGUCUGCCUCGUAUUCCGCUGAUUCCAGGGAUGCAGCUGCUGUGACACCCUAUUCCCCAAUCACUUGGCGUCCGUAUUCCUUUUAUUGUCGUUGCUAUUCUUAUCAUUAUUACCAUAACUAUAUUAUUAUCCCUUGGAUGGUCACCCGAUCAUCCCUCCUCGAUGGAACUCGCUGUGCAUGAGCUGCAUCAACAGUACCGGUACAUCUAGAUACUUCGCCAUGGCUGCGAGUGCCUCUCCAUUUCGCAUCUCCCCGCAGGAUGAGGCCGCCCUGAAGCGCAAUGAUGCGUUUCGCGCGGUGCGGGAGCAUUUACGACGGCGGGAAUUGGGAACGACCGCUCCGAGUUUCUGUCUUGUCCAUCGCCAUACUUAUUCCCACGACGAGCAGACGACGUUCCGGCUGCAUCGUGACAUCAUCCACACCCUCCUCCUCCCCCUGUUCCUCCUCCACCGACAGGCUUCGCAGGUUGCGUCCAGCGUGCUGCCCUGCCGCCCCGGGCGGCGCGUCGAGAGUGAGCGGGUAUUCCGGGGCGACGCACGCAGCGCCUUUGCCUGGCUACAUAGCAUCCUGAGCGAGGAGCGCGAUUGGUAUGUGACGGAGCAGUGCGCCGCAUGCAUCGUGCUACACGUGUUACAUUCCGAGCCGACCAUCCGAUUGAUGGCCGUGGCGUGUCUGCUGGCAGGUGCGCUGGACGAAUCUGCAUCUCCCUGCCGACUGGCGGGUUUUGACUUCUGGCUCGAGGCUGUCGAGACGGCCGUCCGGGAGGAUCCGUUCUGGGGCGAUGAAUUCUGGCCGGACAUCGAGUACCGGGCGCGGGGGCUGGUGGACGGGGUUAAGCAGCUGGUGCUGCAGUGUGUGCAACUACGAACGACAGCAGAUGGGAAGGCAUUGCCGUCGCGGUGCUCCACGCCGCACUGCACGGUGACUCCGCCGGCAAGCAGCUACACGCGGAGGAAGCAUGUACGGCGGAUGGAGCGGUGACGGAGGAGAGUUCCGCACAUACUCAUUCAUAUACAUAGUACAUAGGUAGGCUAUGCACAAGUACAUAGAGGUACCGGUUGCCAGAAUGUAAUGUAUAGUAA